Echinostoma caproni is the source of this 2238-nucleotide messenger RNA. NCBI's taxonomy places the organism in Eukaryota, Metazoa, Platyhelminthes, Trematoda, Plagiorchiida, Echinostomatidae. The record is from the annotation of a GenBank genome assembly.
AUGAAAUCUAUUCAACAUCUGGAUUUAAGAGACACGCGUCUGGUGGAAUUACCAACACAAGUCCAGGAACUGAAGGAACUGGAAACAUUACUGCUUGAAGGAACCCCCUUGAGAAUACCUCCAAUGUCGAUUGUUGCACGUGGAUUAGCCCACAUUAUGGCCUAUUUGGUUCACGUUGCUUGUGGUCGUCGUAAACUGUCAGCCGGUCAAACGGAACCGGUAGGACGGUAUGCAUUUCUAGCCGAUGCUCAAGAGCAUCCAGUUGGUUUGUUACCCAGUCUAGACCUGUCCAACGCCGGAGCUCGCACGGCCAAAUCUACAACAAAGAAAACCAGUCUUACUCAUUCCAGACCUAAGGUGGCUCAGGGAUCCGGUGAAACGUGUUCCAGUUCUGAUACAUCCACAAGCAAUGGCCCCGGUUUAUGUCAGAAGUUGAUAAGUAGCAAGGGUGUUAUGUCACAAAUGGGCGAACAAUCCCUGAAUCGAACCAAAGGAUCAGCUUCGGCAAGCAGUCGUAGUCCGGUGUCUGCCUUGAACGAUCGCCGUCCUCGCCCUGAUUCUGGAUACAGUACAACGGGCUAUUUCGGCGGUGGAAGUGGAGGUCAAGACACCGAUAAUUUUCACAGAAGCCCGCACACGUCCCCUCAUUCACCUAAAUCCAUCCUCCUGAUGUCAUCCAGACCUCACGGUUCGCCAGGUUCUUCGAAGCGCAAUAACGCGGAUCCAGAGAGUGGAACCAGUUCAUCUGAUCAACCAAAUGAGGCCCCUAGUUCUCAUCGAGCUUCUACCUCAACGGAAGAAGACAAUUUGACAGAUAAUGUUGUUUCUCCUUCUUCAAAGAGACGCAGUGCGCCGACACCCAAGAGAGUAAUCACGAAUAGGUCAUCAGGAAGAGCUUCAGUACCCGCACCAAACGGACGUUUGCAGAGCACCGGCGGUGCUGGAUCUGAACGCAGUGUAAAUCGACAGAAACUCAGUUCUUCCUCUGGUUUGCAACGUCCGAGGAGAUCUGCUCCUGGCUCUUUAGGGACCAACGAAGGAGGGCGACAUCACAGUGUGGUUACCAAAUCUACUUUACCCUUAUCCUCGCGACGGUUGUCUACAGAUCCAAUUCAGUUGAAGCACUCUGAUCCGGACUCGUCAUCAAUACAAAGCCGGUCAUCAAACUCUCCAAGUCUAUCUAAUCCGUCACAUAAAGUGACCAAUGCAUCGCGUGGGCGGUUGGGUUCAACCCCGAGUAUAACUUCCGGUACGAUUCGUCAACCCACAGUCACGGGAUCCAGGGGUUCUACCGCGGCAAGUCGAAGUUCAGCGUCAAAGCGUGCAACCCCAUCCACCAAUUCGGUGCAAACCAAAAAUCGGAUAACAAAGCGUCCAUCCGCUGACACGACGUCUGGAAUCAAUGCUAGAGGCGCUUCCGGAACGGUCACAGUUUCCAAAGUGAAAGCCGCUGAGUUACCUCCAACCAAGACAACAAACUCGACAACGCCGAAAAAGGACUCACGUGUUGGAGUCUCACUGCAAGUACAAACAGAGAAGGCGCUAAGAUCAACUGGUUCAGCCAUACCCAAGUCGUCGGCUAAUCAGCAGGGGAAAUUGGUGCGAAUUUCUAAUGAUCAUCCGGCAACUCACUCUGUUUGGGAUUUAUUCAGUCGAGAGGAAGAGGAUUACGUAAUGCGAUUGAGAAAAAUUUUCCAGAAUGAUUUGGGAGUUCGAUUGCCAACCGGUGUGCAGCAACUGGCGAUGAAACUGAGCAAUGGACAGCUUUUGACCGAUUGGUUGAACCACGUCAUGAAGCCCAGUUCGAGGUUAAAGCCAACCUCUCGAAUGGAUGUGUUCACGAAUGAUCCCGAAGUCCGCGCCGAAACAAUCAAACACUUGCGUCGUUGCCGUGAACUUAUGUCCGUGCAUGGCGUACCAAAAGAAAAACUCUUUCUCAUUGAACCUCUUGUGGACGCUAACACCCCGUUGGGUGUGAUCAGUUUGGCAAAAGCGGUGGACUAUUUGCGAUCCAUCUGUCGAACGACUCACCGGCUUCACGAAGAUGCACAUGGGGCUAGCUCAUCUUCGGGGAAAGUUUUGAUGGAAACUUACCGAAGUGCUCCACGAUCACUCAAAUCCCCACACUCGCCGCGAUCUCCCAACUGGGUUGACUCACCGCAUCAACCUGCAACUUCUCAAGGUCCAUCAAUACCCACGCCUGCAGCUUGGCCGCAACAUUUAUGUUCCGAUGUUUGA